UAUUGUUAAGUCUCUGAAAUAAUUGUCAAACCAAUAAAAAAUAUUCUUAAAUUUGAGCAAAAACAAUUGCAUAUACACCCUUACACAUAUAUUUUGUAACAUGGAUAAAGAAGUGGAGAACAACGAAAACAAUUUUGAUUCAAUUUCUUCAGGCAAUGCUAGUCAAGAAAUUGCAUCCAUUGCUCAAGAUGUUGUGGAAGAAAAUUCAUCGUAUUCCUUUAUGGACUUAGCCAACAAUACAUUUAGGCAAUUGUCUCAGAAUUUGGAAUGUGAACAAAUGAAAUUAAUGGAUUUAGAAGCAAAGCGCCAGAAACUGCAGGAGGAAAUGCUUCUUUUAAAACGCGAAGUUGAAAAUGAAUUGGAAAUGUAUCGAGCAAAUAUAGCACAAUCGGUUGCGGACAAUUUAAAAACUCUUAGUAGUAAUGAAAAUAAAAUUGAGGAAAACUCUAUCAGAUAUAAUGAAAAUAAUACAAAAAUUGCAUGUAACGUUGAAGAAGUUAUUGAUGAGAAACCAAACCAUGAUGCACCAUUGAUGAAUGAACAAACUGAUCCCAUAAAUAUUAAACUCCCAAAUAUCCUCGAACAACCUUUUUUGGAACAAAACGAAGAUGAUGCCAAAUAAAUGCCAAACUCAAGCAAUUUCAAAUUAAAAGAAAAUAACAUUUCUUAUACAUAUAGCAAAUUUAUAUUUUAUACUGUGACAAAUUUUUUAAAUACAUCAACAUGUAAUAAUUUA
Messenger RNA from Stomoxys calcitrans (stable fly), 736 nucleotides. RefSeq lists its product as uncharacterized. The transcript is spliced from 2 exons. The coding region runs from base 101 to 622 and encodes 173 amino acids. The record is from RefSeq and is a predicted model, not a curated record. Lineage: Eukaryota; Metazoa; Arthropoda; Insecta; Diptera; Muscidae.